This is a messenger RNA of Protopolystoma xenopodis, 324 nucleotides long. Lineage: Eukaryota; Metazoa; Platyhelminthes; Monogenea; Polystomatidea; Polystomatidae. The record is from the annotation of a GenBank genome assembly.
GUGGGUGUCACUGCUGCUUGUACGGUGCGCAAACCAACACUUGUUCUCUGCACCUCAGCUGUUGCCGUAGAGCAGUGGCGCGCCCAAUUCAAACUCUGGUCGACAGCUGACGAUGGACAAAUCCUUCGCUUUACCAGUGAUGCUAAAGAUCGGCCUUCUGGCAGAUCUUGCAUCUGUGUUAGCACCUACUCAAUGAUUGCACAUACACAAAAGCGCUCCUAUGAGGCCGAGCGCCUAAUGGAUUGGAUCCGCGGACAAGAAUGGGGUCUUAUCGUAUUAGACGAGUACCGUUUAACCCCGAUUAGAGGCAUUCAGCUUUCUUAA